Messenger RNA from Cotesia glomerata, 1549 nucleotides. RefSeq lists its product as uncharacterized. The coding region runs from base 507 to 1343 and encodes 278 amino acids. The transcript is spliced from 3 exons. The record is from RefSeq and is a predicted model, not a curated record. Gene Ontology annotation, molecular function: protein binding. NCBI's taxonomy places the organism in Eukaryota, Metazoa, Arthropoda, Insecta, Hymenoptera, Braconidae.
UCUCAUUAAUAUAAGCAACCAAAUGAAAGGAACUUUUCUUUUUUUUUCUUUCGAAAUCCAUAACCUAGAAAGACCGACACGUGAACGAUUGAUCUUUUGUAUGAACCUACGCAUUACCAAAUAAACUAAACUAUAUUCCUAAAUACUUAUUGUGUAUUCCGAACAUAAAUGUUUGAUCGGCGUCGAUUUCCCGGUACGUAACGCACGUUUACACCCAGGGAUUGCCAAUGAUCAUCAGACGUAACUUUGUCUCUCGUUUCUCUACUCGAUAAACCGGACAAGAAUACCAGCACGCCCUGCAUAAUUAUUUAUAAAUUACUCGACAUACUAAAAUUUAAUCACUGGUUACCAAAUAAACCUACUGUAAUUUUCAUAAAUGUCACGACCAAGAAAAAAUUACAAGUGCAUGGCGCGCAAAAAUUUCAAAUUAAUAGGUGAAGAUAAUUCAGGCACUAAAAUAUCUGCAGAUAGUAGAACAAAAAAAUGCAUAGACUGGUUAAAUCGUAAUGGAUCCACUAAAAAUAUCACAGAGCGACAAGCGCAUCAAAACUUCCAACCAAAAUCCACAAAACAAUAAUGACAGUAAUAAAACUCUAGGAAUCCAAUCACUGCCAGUUGAAAUACUUGUCGAAAUACUUUUGUAUUUAAAUUCAUAUGAUCUUCAUGCUUUAGAAGAAGUUUCAACGUUCUUCGAACAACUGGUACAGCAACCUCCGGUCUGGAAAACUUAUGAGAUAAAAGAACACGAUCCUGAGACGUACAUAAUAAUAGCACAAUUAAAACGAAUGCCUCUGCUGGCGCGAAUCAGUAUUGAGACACGAUCAGACUGCGAUGAUAUCCUGAGACAGUUGUCUCGCAGCAAUCAAAAACUAGAAAAACUUCGUAUCGUCGAUUGCACUGGUUCGACGGGAAAACUUUAUCUCCGGUCGAGCUAUUUGACGCGGAUACUGGAGCGAUGCAACCGAUUGCACACGAUUCACAUCCUCGGGAGCAGAUUCCACGGGAAAAAAUUCUAUCGGCUGUUGGGUGACAUGAAGACGCGGCUACGAACACUCUCUACUCAGGCAACAUCAUCACAGUUUCUAACGUUUGCGUCGCACGCCAGUCACCUGAACGAACAGGAUCGCGAAAUAAUAUGUAAUAUGUGUGUUGGCGGGAAAACGUGGGCGCCGUUACGUUAUUUUAUGUUACAACGUCCGGAUUAUCAGCGUCCAUUGGCACCGAUACGACAGACGGUUUUAGUGAGUUACCUCCACAAAGACUUUGUGUCAAUCGACGUGGGUGAUACUGACAAACGUACGGCGACGACAAUCACCGACAGCGGCAGUAGCCUUCGUAAUUAGUGGCCAUGACCCCAAGGUUUUCUAAGUCCGCGUGACCACUCCAUUUUUCUAGUCCACUUAUCAUUUUUUUAACAUCUUUCGUUUUACACAUUAAAUAUUUAAUCCAGUAUGUACUUAUAGUAAUAAUUGUAACAAUUUGAACAAUUAUUAUUGUCUUCAUCAUCAUUAUUACUUAUCGGUACAUAAAUAACAAGUUAAUUACACUU